Messenger RNA from Oryza sativa Japonica Group (Japanese rice), 1037 nucleotides. RefSeq lists its product as uncharacterized. NCBI's taxonomy places the organism in Eukaryota, Viridiplantae, Streptophyta, Magnoliopsida, Poales, Poaceae. The record is from RefSeq and is a predicted model, not a curated record.
CCCACCAAAUGAGUAGUCUCCCAUUCUGACCCUUCCUCCCGUCGCCGACGCCCUAAACCCCGCAAGAAACACCACACCUCGCCGCCGGCGACCCACCGGAGAGCGGGCAAGCCAGCCUCCCGCGCCGCCCACCCCAUGGCGUCCCGCCGGUCGCUCCAUCUCCUCACUGCCUCCCGCGGCAUCUUCUCCACCCCGCACCUCGCCUCCCUCGGCUGGUUCGACAAGAUCAAGAGCACCUUCACCGGCAAGAAGCCCGACGAGGCCACCGACCCCUCCGCCAACUUCACCCUACUCCAGUUCGCGGAUUCGAUGGAGAAGGCGAGGAAGCUGGGGACGUUCAAGAACUUCGUGAUGGGGCGGUGCAGCGAGGCCACCGUCGUCAACGCCUUCGAGAAGCACUCCGCCGUCCUCCGCUACCUCGGCACCAUCGACCCCACCGGCGAGAAACUCAAGAACAGCGACAAGAUCGGUGCCACCAAGCACUGCAACUGCACGAUUGCGGAUGUGGAGCACAUACUGGCCAAGUACACAUGGGCUAAGGAGGCUCAGAAGAAGAUAGUAAAGCUCAAAGAAGAAGGGAAGCCGUUGCCGAAGAACUUCAAUGAGGUGAAAAACCUAAUGGGUUCUACACCACUGGACGUUGGCAGAUCUAAUCUGGAAAAGAGUGGACAGAUAAGUAGAAAUGCUAUGUGCCCCUGUGGUUCUAAGAAACGAUAUAAAAAGUGCUGUGGAGCUUCUUGAAGUGAAGACCAUGUUUUCCUUUGUGCUGACCACAUGAAAUAUUUUGAUUAGCCAUGAUCAAGAAGAGCAUUCCUCUCUUUUUUUUUCACUUCAGCAGCAAUGCAGAUCAUCCUGCCACAAACCUGACAUUGAAAUAUGUAAAGCACCAUAACUGAGGUUUGCAUGACUGAGUUUUUUUUUUGCCAAAAUUGCAUUACAUCUAAGCCGGCUUUGUUGUUAAAUUUGCUUGUUUAUAUAAGAAGUCAUGGAAAUAUCCAUCACAUUCUGCGUAGAAAGCCUGAACUUUGUUCAAGCAA